Messenger RNA from Harmonia axyridis, 905 nucleotides. It is a transcript of the gene MsrA, whose product is annotated as peptide methionine sulfoxide reductase. Gene Ontology annotation, molecular function: peptide-methionine (S)-S-oxide reductase activity. The transcript is spliced from 5 exons. The record is from RefSeq and is a predicted model, not a curated record. The coding region runs from base 159 to 815 and encodes 218 amino acids. Lineage: Eukaryota; Metazoa; Arthropoda; Insecta; Coleoptera; Coccinellidae.
UGAUUUUUUUUUUGAGGAAUGAGCGCGGUAUAUCUCCUUCAUUAGAUCGCGUUCGCUUAUCUUCCUGCUCAGUUUAUGUAGUGCGCUCGUCAGGUUAAGAUCGCUGGCCGCUUCAGAAGUUUUUGUCGUUCGUAUCUCAACAUUUAUAAACACCGAACAUGCCUGGAAUUCAGCAUGAUAUCGACAUUCCAUUCAAAAAAGCCACAUUUGGAAUGGGAUGCUUUUGGGCCAGUGAUGCUCUAUUUGGUGCACAGCCAGGUAUACUAAGGACAAGAGUUGGGUAUGCAGGAGGUACCCUUAUCGACCCAGAAUACAGAAAAUUAGGAGACCACACAGAAGUAAUCGAAAUUGACUAUGAUCCAAAACAAAUUUCUUACGAAGAACUCCUUCAACUCUUCUGGGACAAUCACGAGUAUGGUUUAACUACAUGUGUCAAAAAGCAGUAUAUGUCCCUUAUCCUGUACCAUGACGACGAUCAGAAAAGAAUUGCUGAAAUAUCUGUAAAGAAAGAAUCACAUAAAAGAAAUGAAAAGUUGAUCACAACAAUACUUCCAGCUGGAAUCUUUUACCCUGCUGAAGAUUAUCACCAAAAAUACAGACUCCAACAACACUCUUGGCUAGUUGAAGAACUUGGUCUCACACCAGAACUCCUACAAAAAUCUCAUAUCGCAGCUAGAUUGAACGGCUACUUGGUCGGUGUUGGCAAAAUCGAGGCACUCGAAAGUGAUUGCGUAAAAUUGGGAUUACCAGAAAAAAUUUCCAACUAUGUACAUAAACAGUGGAAACAGAACGAGGGUGGUAGUUUGUACUGUUAAGACGAAAAAUUCAAUAAUUUAAGAUAAUUCUUUCUGUAUAUUUUCAUAUAAAAAAAUGACGAUUCAAAAAUAAAUUUUAUGCAUCAGUAA